AAAAAAAUAUAUAUUUAUAUUUAAAAACUGUGAAUCCAUUGAUAAAAACCCGCAAGUUUUUGGUGAUUGGUCAACAUUCAGUCAACACACCACGAGACUGCAUGCGCCUCACGGCCACGGUCACUAGUCAGUAGUCACUCCCAAAUCCCACCAAGCACGAAAGGACGAGUCAGAGACUCAGUGAGUCAGGAGAAACGAUUCUUCAUUCUCUCGGUAGAGCCAGUCAGUGGGACAAAAUGUUUCUCAAAGUCAAAUUGCCAUGGAAUGUUGUAAUCCCUGCAGAAAAACUGGAUGCAAAUGGACUGAUGCUUCACAAAUCUAUAGUUCUCCGUUUAUUGGAUGACUUUGCCUGCAAAAAGGCUACCAAAGAUCUUGGAUACUAUCUUGCAGUCACAACUUUGGUGAGCAUAGGUGAAGGAAAAAUUAGAUCGAACACAGGGGAGGUGCUGUUUCCUGUUGUUUUCAGUGGAAUCACCUUCAAAAUUUACAGGGGAGAGAUCUUGGAGGGGAUUGUGCACAAGGUGCUGAAGCAUGGUGUUUUUUUGAAGUGUGGGCCAAUCGAAAGUAUAUAUCUCUCCAGUGCAAAAAUGCCUGACUAUAAGUAUGUGCAAGGGGAGAAUCCAGUCUUCUUGAAUGACAAGCACUCAAAGAUUGAGAAAAAUGUUUCUGUUCGAUUCAUCGUCAUCGGAACAAAGUGGCUCGAGGCAGAAAGAGAGUUUCAGGCGCUGGUCAGCUUGGAGGGCGAUUAUUUAGGACCGGUUUCUUAGUUUAGCUGAUUUGCAUUAACCUUUAAUUUGUUCAUCACUUGAAAACAUAUGCUUAACAGAGUUUGAGAUGGGAUUAGUUAAGAAUUUUGGAAAUGUGUUUUCACUACUUUCACAGUUACCCUGCGUAGUGUUGACUUUCUGAAGCUCUUGUAAUUGUUAGUAUCUAUUAUAUGGAUAUAUUGUUAGCAGCUGGAGUUUGUGAUAUCAAUGAAAGAGAUUUCUGUGAAA
Messenger RNA from Pistacia vera, 995 nucleotides. Its product is annotated as DNA-directed RNA polymerase V subunit 7. Gene Ontology annotation, molecular function: single-stranded RNA binding; single-stranded DNA binding. The record is from RefSeq and is a predicted model, not a curated record. The transcript is spliced from 2 exons. The coding region runs from base 237 to 767 and encodes 176 amino acids. NCBI's taxonomy places the organism in Eukaryota, Viridiplantae, Streptophyta, Magnoliopsida, Sapindales, Anacardiaceae. Gene Ontology annotation, biological process: DNA-templated transcription initiation.